Plasmodium yoelii is the source of this 960-nucleotide messenger RNA. Its product is annotated as PIR protein. The transcript is spliced from 3 exons. NCBI's taxonomy places the organism in Eukaryota, Apicomplexa, Aconoidasida, Haemosporida, Plasmodiidae. Bases 1 to 960 code for a protein of 319 amino acids. The record is from RefSeq and is a predicted model, not a curated record.
AUGGCGAUUAGUAAAAUGUGUGGAAAGUUUGAUACUUUUUGGAGGUUUUUUCGCGAUGAAUUGAAAGAAUCUAAAGAAUAUGAUUUUAAAAGUACAUUUUUUAAUGAAUACUGCCAUAAUAAUAAUAAUAAUUGUGAAAGUGAUGUUAAUAAGAUUAAUGCUGGCUGCUUACGGUUAUUUAAUGAUAUGUUCGGUGAUUAUGGUUCUGCAUUUGAUUCUAAUACUUAUAAGGAUGAAAUAGUAUGUAUUAUGAUAUGGUUAGGUUAUAUAUUAAGCCUAAAGUCCCAUGAUGAAAUCAACACAUUAAACGAUUUUUAUUCUAACCAUAUACAAAAUAACGAGGAGUACUCUAAGAAUAAAAUUAAUGAUCAAAAAUAUAACAAUUAUAAGAAAAUUAUAGACGAAACAAAGGAAUAUAUGGAUAUUAAUAUUAAUGAUAUGUCUAAAUUUUAUGAAUUACUUAAAUUAUUAUGUAAGAUGAAUACUGGUUAUACGAAUAAAAAUAGUAGUCAAAUUUCAGAACAUGCUGAUAAAUUUGUUAAUAAAUAUAAAGAACUUUUUAAUGAUGAUACUAAUAUUGAAAACAGUACAUUCAGUAAAGUAUUACUUGUUUUAUCCAAUUAUUAUAAUAAUAUUGAAGCAGGCAGACAUUAUAAUGAUAUAUCAAUAAAACGCCCUUCAUUACCAACAGAAAAAACAUCAAAAAAUGUUAAUGUAGGAGAUUCUAAAGAAAUUAAAACAACUGAAUCUUCGAAUGAAACGGGUAAAUCAGAUAUUGAAAUGAUAACCACAAUUUCUAAUACUACAUUAUCAGGAUCGUCACUAGUAAACAAAAUAAUUCCAGUUUUAUCGAUAUUUGGUGCAAUAGCAAUUUUUUUAGGAAUUUCUUAUAAGUAUUCGUUAUUUGGAUUUCGGAAACGAUCUCAAAAACAACAUUUAAGAGAAAAGCUAAAAAAAUAA